Molecule: messenger RNA, 255 nt
Organism: Meloidogyne enterolobii
Lineage: Eukaryota; Metazoa; Nematoda; Chromadorea; Rhabditida; Meloidogynidae
Source: the annotation of a GenBank genome assembly
AUGCUUGGCAUGUUUAUUGAUGAUGGAAUUAGUGACCAACACCGAUAUAUUUCUGUUUAUUGGGCUAAUUUGCCUGCUUGGCGGCCGGCAGAUGCUUUAAUUACUUUUGGAAUUCUCGGACAAAUAAUUCCGUGUAUUUUAAUUCUUUUUAUAAGAAGAAUUGUAAUUCCAAGCUGUAUUUUUCUGAUUUUUAUGGUUAUUUAUCAUACUAUCCUUUAUGGCCUUCAUUUUGAUCUUCACUUUUUAUCAGUGUAA